Molecule: messenger RNA, 1187 nt
Organism: Vigna umbellata (rice bean)
Lineage: Eukaryota; Viridiplantae; Streptophyta; Magnoliopsida; Fabales; Fabaceae
Source: RefSeq, a predicted model, not a curated record
AAUUCAAUUUUCCAUCCCUAAUUAACUAACCCUACAUGAACCCUAGCUCCGUCGCGGACGGCCGCGAAGACCUCAACGAAGCCGCGACAGACGGCAAGACGUUCGAUGACCUCGGCCUGGCGGAGUGGGUCGUUAGUACGUGCCGGGAGCUCGGAAUGCGGAUGCCACGACACGUGCAGCAGCGUUGCAUACCGCCUGUGCUCGAGGGCCGGCACGUGCUUGGCAUCGACGAGACUGGGAGCGGGAAAACGGCGGCCUUCGCUCUUCCGAUCCUGCAUCGACUCGCUGAGCACCCCUUCGGCGUUUUCGCACUCGUAGUGACGCCCACGCGCGAACUGGCGUUCCAGCUGGCGGAGCAGUUCCGCGUUCUGGGCUCUGCCGUGCAUCUUCGCAUCACGGUUGUGGUAGGCGGCAUGGAUAUGCUCAAGCAGGCGAAGGAUUUGGUUGCGAGGCCGCACCUCGUCAUUGCCACACCUGGGAGAAUCCACGUCUUGCUCCGUGAUAAUCCUGAUAUUUCUCCUGUUUUCUCCAGAACCAAGUUUCUUGUCUUGGAUGAAGCAGAUCGAGUUCUGGAUGCUUGUUUUCAGGAGGAAUUGAAAUUUAUCUUUCAGUGCUUACCUGAAAAUCGACAAAAUCUGUUCUUUUCUGCGACAACUACAAGUAAUCUGCAAAAGUUGCAAGAACGUUACCAAGAUAAGAUGUAUGUCUACGAGGCAUAUGAAGGUUUUAAAACCGUUGAAUCACUUAAGCAACAGGUGAUAUUCAUCCCUAAAAAGGUGAAGGAUGUAUAUUUGAUGUAUAUCUUGUCAAAAAUGGAGGAGAUGGGAAUUCGGUCUGCCAUCGUGUUUAUCUCAACAUGCAGGUAUAUUUCUACAUUGUAUGUUUAGAUUCUUUGUUACCAAUUUUGUUUUCUAUAUUAUGGUUUGUUAUUCAUUUUUAUGCUACGUCCAUAUCUAUAUAUUUUUGUGGUGCUAUCGGAAAAUGUGGCCUCUUUCAGCUUCUAUUAUAUCAAACAAUCACACCUACUUAUUUAUUUGUUUGAUGCUUUUGUUUUCGUUAGUUGGUUCCUGACUUGACUAUUAAUAUCUAAAUAUCCAAUAUCAGAAUUUUACCUUUGACUGCUUUUCUUCAAUAAAUUAUUAGGCUGUUAUUUUUUGUUUAGCUUCCCUGUCCCAACCUGCAAUGAA